UCUUCCAGGAGACUACUGUAAUGACAGAUCCUUCAGUGGUGGAUCACCUGACACAACUGAAACUCAAACUCCUAGAAAAGAGACUAGAAAAUGAACAGGAGAACAUAGAGAAGAUGGAGUCAUUUCUCCCGAAUGCAAGUAAAGAGAAGCGGAACAGACGUGAAGAUAUGCUCCAAAGUGCCCUAAGGCGAAGGAAAGAUCUCCUGCAGGAGCUUAGGGAGCAGCACCUUCUGGAAGAGCUUUCUCAGCCCCCUGCACCAGGUGGAGGACAGUGUCAUAAUCACAGAGCUGCUCUCCCACAUGUCUUCCAGAUACCUUUUCCAGCUCCCCAGGUGGAGCCACCAAGGAUUAUCCAGCAGACGAUGCCGCCUCAACCUGCCACCAUCAUCCAGCAGUUACCUCAGCCACCCCCCCUGAUCACGCAGAUCCCCUCUGCACAGCCUUUUGCAGCCCCGCACUCUGGAAGCAUUAAAGAAGAUAUGGUAGAGAUGAUGCUGAUGCAGAAUGCUCAGAUGCACCAGAUCAUCAUGCAGAACAUGAUGCUGAAGGCUCUGCCACCGAUGGCGUUCGCACAGCCCGCAGGAGCCAGCUCCUCCCUGCUUCAGCAUGCGCAGCAGGACCUGCAGUUUGCUGCUCCCCUGGCUGUGAAAGCAGACAGACCCAGGCCGUCUGCGGUGCACCACCACCACCACUACCCUCCCCCAGGAGUGCUCCCAGUGCCCCACGGGAGCCUCCCGUCCACAUCCAUGGCACGUCACUGGACCGGCAGCACGCUCCCUGGCCUGCCUUCGUGGCCCACAUACUGACAGUACGU
Molecule: messenger RNA, 814 nt
Organism: Tyto alba (common barn owl)
Lineage: Eukaryota; Metazoa; Chordata; Aves; Strigiformes; Tytonidae
Gene: CUNH21orf58
Product: chromosome unknown C21orf58 homolog
Exons: 8
Coding region: 21-806 (261 amino acids)
Source: RefSeq, a predicted model, not a curated record